This is a messenger RNA of Blepharisma stoltei, 828 nucleotides long. NCBI's taxonomy places the organism in Eukaryota, Ciliophora, Heterotrichea, Heterotrichida, Blepharismidae. The record is from the annotation of a GenBank genome assembly.
AUGAUCAAGCCAGACUGCUAUACUCACAUAGGCAGAGUUAUUGAUUCUAUAAUCCAAGCUGGGCUUACAAUAAAUUCUAUGAAAAUGAUCCGUUUUACCUUAAAUGAUGCAGUUCAAUUCUACUCUGAACAUCAAGGUAAACCAUUUUUCGAUGAUCUAGUCAAUUUCAUAUCCAGUGAUGUCGUAGUUGGCAUGGAAUUGAUCGCAGAAAAUGCUGUAGCAAUAUGACGAGAAUUAAUAGGCCCUACAAAUCCUAAUACAGCCAGAAUUGAUGCACCACGAAGCUUGCGGGCUGUUUUUGGAACUGAAGGAACCCAUAACGCAGUGCACGGAAGUGACUCCCCUUCUAGUGCAAUAACAGAAAUUAGCUUUUUUUUUGGCUUGAAAGGAAACCCUGCAGUGCUUAGUGACUGUGCUUGCUGUAUUAUAAAACCCCAUGCUAUAAAUAACGCAGGUAAAAUUAUUGAUAUAAUUCUUUCUGAAGGCUUUGAAAUUUCAGCUUUACAAAUGUUUAAGCUUGAUAAACAGACUACAGAAGAAUUUUUAGAGGUUUAUAAAGACGUUUUACCUGAAUAUGGAAGUCUUGUAGAUGAAUUUAUAUCAGGUCCUUGUAUAGCUAUGGAAAUCAGACAAGAAAAUGUAGUAGAAAGCUUCAGAGAACUAUGUGGCCCAGCAGACCCAGAAGUCGCCAAACGUCUAAGGCCGAAAUCAAUUAGAUCGCAAUUCGGUAUAAAUAAGGUCCAAAACGCAGUUCACUGUACUGACAUACCUGAAGACGGAAUCCUUGAAUGUGAAUAUUUCUUCAAAAUUAUAAGCAGAUCUACCUAA